This is a messenger RNA of Rotaria socialis, 579 nucleotides long. Lineage: Eukaryota; Metazoa; Rotifera; Eurotatoria; Philodinida; Philodinidae. The record is from the annotation of a GenBank genome assembly.
AUGAUGGAUACUGCAACUCAUAAUCUUACUGUAAAGAGAUCAUGGCAUUUUUACGAUGAUGCAGUUAUGGCAUUAGCAAGUAAUUUAACAGUUUCUACUCAGAAUAAAGCAUGGACACCGCUUGCAAGCCGUUUAUUAACAACAGUUCAGUCUAUGCCCGAAUUAAUUAAGCGUUAUAAUGAUGACGAGAUAUUUUCAUGUAUUUCCAAUCAAGAUUUGUUUCACGCAAUGGCGUGGCUAACUCUACGGCGUGUAUCAUUCGUAUUAAGGAAUAAUACAAUGACAAUGUUUUCCAGUCAAAAUUCAUUUUUCAAAAUAAAUGCUCGAUUAAAUGAUGCCGGUGCUUAUUUAUUUAAUGAGGCUACGAAUGACCUUUCAGCCACACUUUCUCAUCCAACUCGUAUUAAUAGAAUCGUAACAAUAAAUAUUGACAGAAUUGGCUAUGGGCAAGGGUGCAUUGUACUAUCGGAUCUUACUACUAAUGUUAUGAUAGCUUUACCAUCAUCAGAUCAACUUUUGGGAGCAUCUGUAACAGUAACAUGCAAGAAAAAACAAUUAAAACUUCGUUAUAAAUAUUAA